AUGUUCAAUUUUCUUAUCAAUGGCGGAAGGUACGAAAGUGAGGAGCAUGUACACAAGCAUGAUUCUCAUCCGGACCACUUGACAGUAUGCAAUAUACGCGCGAACUGUUUAAGCCCGAAUAAUUUGUUGCUGAAGAAUGCAACUGUUCAAAUGAUGGACAAGCCCAAAAAAGACGAAGUUGUCGAAGCUAGUGCAAACACGCCCGUCAUCGUUGAAGAUCCGGAAGAGCAAAAAGCUGUUCAACCAAAACAAAAAGUUACGGCCUGGAGAACAAGCUUAGAAGUUGAUACAAUCGCACCCGCGGAACGCAGUGAGGAGCCGCACGGAGCCGCAUUUUCUAACACUCAGAAACGAGGUAUAAAAUCAAAUUAA
This is a messenger RNA of Gongylonema pulchrum, 372 nucleotides long. The record is from the annotation of a GenBank genome assembly. NCBI's taxonomy places the organism in Eukaryota, Metazoa, Nematoda, Chromadorea, Rhabditida, Gongylonematidae.